CUUGUAAUGUCACUGUCAGUCAUGUCAUAAUUUUUUGACACUUUAAAAAAUUACCCAAGUUGCGCACGUGUUUACUUGUUUCUGAUAGUGAAAUUAGUGAUUUUUGUUUGAUAACUGGUGGUACAAUAGCAAUACAAAAUGAAAAUAAAGAAACAACACCGCAGGAAAAAAUACCUACAUCAUCUUAACCGUAAGCGAAUGAGUAAAAAUCAAAGUAGUACUGGCACAGUUCUAUGCAAAGUAAUGAAAGAUGAAUGGGACCACAAAAAGUCGACUCUCCGAAAUCUCACAGAAAUGGGCUUAGCAAAUGAUCCAAACCAGGUUAUAAAAAUUCCUAGUUUUAAAAAGGAACAGUUGAAAAGGGCAAAGAAAAUGGUAAAUGACGAUGAGUCUGCUGAAAGUGAAGAGGAGACAAUAGAAGUAGUUCCUAAGAUUGAAGUUGUAAAUAAACUGGAACUAGAAGCAAAAGCGCCCCGUGAAAGAAAGUUUAAGUUACCAAAAGGACAAGUUGAAUUUAUAACAUAUCUUCUAGACAAAUAUGGGCAUGAUUAUAAAGCUAUGGCCAGAGAUAAGAAAAAUUACUAUCAGGAAACAUGGAAACAAUUAAGGGCCAAAGUGAAAACCUUCAUGGGGAUUCCAAAGCAGUACGGAGAAUACUUGAAGACCAGAGGAUUGCUGGAAAAAGAAGAAGAUGAGGAAGAAAUUAAAAAACAAGCCCAAGCAUUAGUUAUGGAUGAUAGUGAUUAAGAUCGUUUUAUUAUUGAAUUUGUGAAUAUGAAGUUAUUCAGAUGUGAAUAAAUAAAUUAUACAUAAACA
Molecule: messenger RNA, 816 nt
Organism: Ostrinia nubilalis (European corn borer)
Lineage: Eukaryota; Metazoa; Arthropoda; Insecta; Lepidoptera; Crambidae
Product: nucleolar protein 16
Exons: 4
Coding region: 139-747 (202 amino acids)
Biological process (GO): ribosomal large subunit biogenesis
Cellular component (GO): nucleolus
Source: RefSeq, a predicted model, not a curated record